Nilaparvata lugens (brown planthopper) is the source of this 2487-nucleotide messenger RNA. RefSeq names its product peptidoglycan-recognition protein LF-like. The record is from RefSeq and is a predicted model, not a curated record. Lineage: Eukaryota; Metazoa; Arthropoda; Insecta; Hemiptera; Delphacidae. Gene Ontology annotation, biological process: peptidoglycan catabolic process. Gene Ontology annotation, molecular function: zinc ion binding; N-acetylmuramoyl-L-alanine amidase activity.
GAGGAGGAGAUCUACCAUCACUUCGUGCAUCGUCCCAACUGGGUGGCACAACCUCCUCUAAAACUCGGCUCCAGACUUAAACAACCGAUACCUGAAGUCGAAAUUCUCCACACGGCCUCUGAUUUCUGCUUUGAUCAUAACCGCUGCAGUACUCUGCUCUAUAGUAAAAUAUGGUACUUCAUAUCAGGUGCGAAACAUCCAGGACUCCAGAUAGGUAGCGGUAAUUUCGACGACAUAGCCUACAACUUCCUGGUGAGUGGCAACGGUUACAUAUACGAGGGUCGCGGCUGGCACAGAGCCGCUAGCGUCCAAGGUCGCAACAACUUUAGUGUCGGCAUCGCUCUCAUAGGUACAUUUACAGCGACCGCACCGUCCGAACUGCAAAUGUUGGCUCUGUCGCGAUUCAUCCGCGAAGGAGUCGACUACGGCCGGAUAGCUGCCGACUACCAGCUGCACGCUCACUGUCAGUUCAGCGAUACGCAGAGUCCGGGCGCCAAGGCGCUAGAAAUCGUCAUGAAAAUGCCACACUGGAACGAAACUUGCAACCUGUGCUGCUCGAGAAUCAGUAGGCCUAGUUGACUUCUAGUCAUGCAAGAUGAUAAUGUUAAGUUUUUAAUUCUCAAGUGAUACCGGGAAUUGGAUAUCUAAUGACUUCCCACAAACUUGACACCGACAGUAGAAGAAUAUAUCAUGUCAAGUGCUGUAUCUCUCAGUGUCGAAUGAUACCGGCAAUUAGAUAUCUGAUGAUUUCCCAUGAUAAGGGCCAGGCCAUAUUAAGCGUUUUUUCAAGCUUUUUAAAGCACUUUGAACAAUUAAUUACGACAUAGCAGUCAGGUAUUUAUAUAAAUAAAAGCUAUUAGCUUCUACUUACAUUAGUGUAGCGCUUUCGGACACUAGGCCCUUGAUCAACAAAUUGAAUCGAACAUUGAAGAGUACUUUCUAAAGCGUUUUUUCAAGCCUUUUAAAGCGUUUUUCCAGGCGAUUUUUAAAGCACGUUUUCCCAGGUGCUAAUUCAAUCAGUCUAUCAGAGAGCUUCCUGCCCUGCCGACUCUUAAAACGCCGUCCGAAAACUCCUGGAAGACGCUAAAAGACUCUAAAAACAACGUCUUGAUCGCCUGAAAAAACGCCUAAUAAGUUCUGGCCCUCAAUGUGACACCAACUGUAGAAAAAAGUAUGAUAUCGUGUUGUAUCUCUCAAUAUCAAGUGAUGCCAGCAAUCGAAUAUAUAAUAUAGGUUAGGUUAGGUUAGGUUAGGUUAGGAUGGUUAAUAAUUAAUAGUUAAGAGCAAUAAGAGUGGCACUGACUGUAGAAAAAUAUAAAUUAUGUAAGUAUUGUAUUAAUCUCAAGAUUCGAAGUGAUUCCGGCAUUUAAAUAUAUGUUAAAAAGAGUUAUUUAAUGUUUAAGAACAAUCAAUAGGAGUGACAUAGUAGAAAAAAUAUUAUAUGUUGAGUGAUUAUCUUCCAAUCUCUGGUGAUCGUGCUAAUGAAUAUGUAUGUUGUUUGAGAACAAUGAAAGUGACACCUACAGUGGAAAAAUAUAGUAUGUCAAGUAUUGUAUAUAUCAAUCUAAAGUGAUACCGGCAAUUGAAUAUCUCGUGAUGGUUAAGACAAUAAAAGUGAAUCCAAAUGUGAAAAUAUAUAAUGUUAAGUGUUGUAUCUUCCAAUCUAGUGAUACCGGUAAAUUUCUAAUGGUUAAGAACAAUUAUAUAGUGACACUGACAGUAGAAAUAUACAGUAUAUUAUGUUGAGUAUUGUGACAUUCAAUAUCUUUUAAUACUGGUAAUUGAAUGUCAAAAACAAUCAUUCUCAAUCAAAAUAACUAAGAAUGUUCAAUUGAAUGGUAAGAACAAUUAAAUGACAUCGACAGUAGAAAAAUAUACUAUGUUAAGUAGUGUUGUAUCUUCAAUCUCAAGUGAUACCGGCAUUUGAAUAUAAUAAUAGAAGUAAACAAUAAAAGUGAAUAUUCGUAAGUUUUGUACAUGUUUUAUGUGGAACGGACAAAGAAUAGAAGUGACUCCACGGUAAAAUAUCCGUUGAAUUUUGUAUGAAACGGAAUAUCUGUUAGGCUCAGUUUGUGUCUCUUAUGUGACACAAGCAAUAGAAUAUAGUGACUUAUAGGCGGGGAAAGUAGAGAUGGUAAGUUUUCGAUGGCCAGUGGUGUUAAAUUACGUCUAUUUCCAUUUGCCGUUUAUACAGACUUCAAUCGGUUGUGAGUUGUUAGAUGUUAGUUCAUAUAUAAUGAAUGCAAUAAAAUUAAUUUCAUAUAAAUAAAUGUCUAUUAAUAAAUUUAUUCCUAAUAAAUUAGUUUGAUACGAAUGUUUUUCAUCUAAGAUUUUGGUGGAUGAAAAUCAUGGAAAUGAAGUAAUGAAUGAAAUGCACAUGCCGCCUGUAUCUUGCCGUCUCUAUUUUACCCGUCUAUAGACUGCUAAUCUGUUAAGUUUUGUAGAUUCUGUGUGACUGAGACAAUAAAAUAUCUGUUAAGUUUUGUA